CCUGACGUGUCAAUCACCCAGGUCCCGACCCCUGCUUGGCUCCUCUGACCACUGGUUGGUUUACGCCCGCGCCGGCAGUGAUGAUGAGAUGAUCCAUCACGCUGCCCCAGGCUACAGUGGCCGAGCUGCUGUGGCGCUGAACGACAGCGGAACAUACCAGUGCACUGUUCGCAACGCUAGCAGCAUGCAACACACACGUGUGGAGCUUCAAGUCAGAGCCAUCGGCUUGGACCCGGUGAUCCUAACGGAGCGUCGUGGUCGCCAUGGCAACAGCCUAUACCUGCGCUGCGUCUCGUCCGGCUGGUUCCCACAGCCCACCGUCAACUGGCUGGACGAGGAGGGGCGGAGCCUAGUGUCUGCCAAACCCCUGCGUGUCGAACCGGAACCGGGCGGAACGUUCCGUGUGGAACUAGGACUCCUGGUGGCGGGAAAGGGGAAACACGACAGCAGCGGCAGCCUUUGCCAAGUGCGACAGAUGGAGUUAGUGAAGGAAACUUACAGUAACCACAAUGACACAGAUUGGAAGGAGGAGGAGAAAUCGUUUCUGGAGAGGCACAUGCAGAAUAUUACGCCUGUGUUUGUUGUGGGGGGUGCAGUGUUUUCAGUUUUCAUGGGGUGGAAGAAACGACAGAAUCGUCAACGUCGGAAUUGCCAAAGGAACCAGCCUGGUGUCAACACAAAUGCCCCACAUCAAGCAACGAACCCUCCUCCACCAGCCAUGAACCCAACUGGCUAUGGGACUCCCCCUGCACCAGGAGGCUGGAGCCCAGCUGACUACAACCGGACUCCACCUCCAACAGCAGGCUGGAACCAAACCGGUUACAACAGCAGCCCGCCCCCACCAGGAGGCUGGAACCCGACAGGCUACGGGACUCACCCUGCACCAUGAGGCUGG
Engraulis encrasicolus (European anchovy) is the source of this 895-nucleotide messenger RNA. Its product is annotated as butyrophilin subfamily 1 member A1-like. Lineage: Eukaryota; Metazoa; Chordata; Actinopteri; Clupeiformes; Engraulidae. The transcript is spliced from 11 exons. Gene Ontology annotation, cellular component: external side of plasma membrane. Gene Ontology annotation, biological process: regulation of cytokine production; T cell receptor signaling pathway. Gene Ontology annotation, molecular function: signaling receptor binding. The record is from RefSeq and is a predicted model, not a curated record. Bases 89 to 889 code for a protein of 266 amino acids.